Molecule: messenger RNA, 2808 nt
Organism: Sarcophilus harrisii (Tasmanian devil)
Lineage: Eukaryota; Metazoa; Chordata; Mammalia; Dasyuromorphia; Dasyuridae
Gene: C2CD2
Product: C2 calcium dependent domain containing 2
Exons: 14
Coding region: 556-2550 (664 amino acids)
Source: RefSeq, a predicted model, not a curated record
GGAAAUGGGGGGCGGAGUAAAGGAGGAUACGUCAUUUUCCUGGGCGCUUCCAAAUCGCUAGGGCUAAAGAUACAACCUUUUAUUUUUUAUGUAUACAAACCAGGAAGAAUUGAGGAGCAUUUGAACCGCUGUAGCCCGGGAGUGAGUCAGGGAAGAAGGAAGACAAUGUGAUUGUGCAUUCUUUCCUUUCUUCUCCACUGGUGGGCGCCUUGGACCCAAAUCGUAGAGCUGACUGUUUGCAGGACGCCCAGACCUGGCUCCCGGGUUGUCAUUGGUGAAAGCCAAUGUAGAGCUUUGGAAGCGGAUGGACUUUUUUCCAGUUUCUGGCGCCCGGCCAUUUCCCCAGGGCUGGAGCGUGUGGGUGAGGCUUGUCUAAGCCAUGCCCCGCCUCCUCGUUUUUCUCUGGAGAAUCAGAAACUUAACUUCGAGACAGAUAUUCCCACAUUGGAUGGAAAUGUCUUGAACCAACCAUUCUUAAAUGAGAAGCGAGCCUUUUGUGGAACCUCUGAAUUUACCACCAGCCUAGAUGAGCAGUGAUUUUUGAGAGAAUUUGGAAUGAGACUAAUUGACAUGGUUUGUCUAGGUUAUUGGAUUGAUGAGAUCCAGUGGCUAACUAUGGUCACUCUGUUCAUCGCUGCUUUGGUGACUGUAAGCGUGUAUUUGGUGCAAUAUGCCUUGGUCAUUGUUGGAUCUAGUCCCUGCAGAAUGUCAGCAGACUCCUUCCAGACAAUACAGAAGGAUGACUUGGGGUUCUUGCUGAAAUGGGUACUAUCCCUAAACAGCUGGAGGAGACAGUGGCAAGUGGCUUGGGUAACAGCUUUGAAUGAAGAAGCUAAACAUAAAGGGGGACCACUAUUUCUUACAUUUGAAGAGGACCAAGUUCAAAAUCCCUUAGAGCUAGUAGUUCAGCCUAUUGUGAAUGUUGGCAAGUCUGUACAGAAGGUGGUAUCCUAUAAUGUUGGAGGAAAUUCAAUUCAAUUUAUUGUUCAUGUGUUUUCUGCUUCAUCUGAUGCUUCAAAAUGUCAGUCAUAUGGUGUACAGCUAUCUCCAUUUCAUUUACAGUUGGAACUUCAUAUGAAAGAGAAAAGAGAAGACAUAUUGAUAAAGUGGUCCUUCCUCAAUGCUUCAGAGAUAAAUAUAAAAAUCCAGCCUAAAGAAACACAGGAGGAUCAGAUAAUUGGGACACUUGAACUAUCCAAAGCUCUCAGGGAUAUUUUGAAACAUCUAGUUAGUUCAGUCUCCCCAUCAGUGGUUUUGAGCAUAAAAACUGUGGAUGUAAGAGAGGCAGAAAGUAUGCGCCAUACUUCAACUCUUCCCCAGGACUUGUGCCCUCCUAAACCCCCAAGAGUUCACAAGCUUAAAUUGUUAGUGAAGAACAUUCAAGCAACACUGCUGAAUAAUCGUGGUUCUUCAGGUAGCUUAAACUGUUUAUUUGUGACUCAAUUAAAUGAUCCUUUUCAGAAGUUCUGCAGCUCUGUAACUGAAAGUACCACAAACUUCACUUGGGAUGAGGUGUUCACUUUUGAAUUAAAUGCCAGAUCCAAAGAGUUACAAAUGCAUGUUUUAGAAGAUGGGAAGUCCAAAGAUGAUCUAUUCUUUGCUUUGGCAACUGUUCCUAUAGAUGUAUUCAAGAAACAGCCCUCUGGACAACAGUGCUUUGUUCUGAACAAUGGGUCCAGCUAUAAUUACACUGUCUUGGGAUCGAUCACUGCAGAGUUCUUUUACAUAGAACCUAAUGAACCAAAAUCAUGGAAAAAUCCUCCUCCUGUUCCUUCUGCAAAGAUGGAAAAAGACCAAACUGUGAUGCCUUCUGGGACUACUAGUGGUGCCUUCAUGGUUAAUUCUCUAACCACUAUGAAAACAAAUCCUGGAUUAGAUGUGGAUAGAUUUUCUGCAUUGAAUUCUGAAUUGUUGGGAUUGAAUAAUUCUGAUCCAGUUGCAGAAGCUGCUGUUCAACAGCUAAGUCAUUCUUCAAAUUUGAAAUUCAAGUCACCAAGGAAGACUAAUACUAUUAUCAUAGAAGGGGAAUCCAAGAUUUCAUUAUCUCAGGACAGUGAAGCUCCACUGAUGAUAGACUAUGCAGCCUCCAUGGACAGCACAUAUCAACAAGAAUUCCCUUCAUAUUAUGAAGAAGUUGUAUCUACUGAACUUAUUGAUGAAACUUUAUCAAAACAUGUAUUGCCUGCCUUAGAAACACAAGAAAAUGAAUUUGAUACUUGGAAACUGGAGAGGAAUGCCAAAUCUGAAGAGUGGAAUAGUGAUGCUCAGAUAGACCAGGAUAGUGAAGAAAAGCCAAGGAGUUUAUCGGCAGUUUUGAGAAAAUAUAAAGGUGGAAUUUUAAGAAAGGGAGCAAAAAUCUUCUUCCAUCCAUGGCAUCAUCAGAAAAAUCCUGGAAUGAGCCAGUCAAACAAUGACCUUAUCUUCCUGCAGCAACCUGAUGAGAUUCACAGAAAAUCAACAAAGAUAACAAGAACUUUUAAUAAGAAUCUACUUUCCAUAUGCAGAAGCAAGAGCAAAUUGAAUGUCUUCUCAGUGGAUCCCUCUUUAUAAAAGUCUGUGUUAACUUAUGUGACAUGCUUAUGAAUUGACCAAUUGUUUCUGAAUCAAUGAAUAUAUGAACAUAGCAUCCAGUUGUAUACUUUGAAAAGUGCUAUUUGUUAGCUCUCUGCAUCUUUGUAAAAGGAUAGCUCUUUGGCUAUUUGACAUUUUGUUUAGAGGGCUUAAUAUUUGUUUUUUAAGACUGACAUAUUAAAUAGGUAGAUAGAAAAAAGAUUGAUGUAUAAUUUUGAAAUAAAAACAAUACUAAAA